Molecule: messenger RNA, 321 nt
Organism: Penicillium psychrosexuale
Lineage: Eukaryota; Fungi; Ascomycota; Eurotiomycetes; Eurotiales; Aspergillaceae
Exons: 1
Coding region: 1-321 (106 amino acids)
Source: RefSeq, a predicted model, not a curated record
AUGUCAAGCGAGCCAAUGCUCAUCAUCUCCAGCAUCGGCAUAUCAAAAGAGAAUACCUGCUUAAUUAAAGCGCGUAGCUCGAGAGAUGGCCAUGGCGUCAAUGACAUCCUGUUCCAGAACAGGCUUGAAGCCACUGCGCUAUAUCUCGCCCAUCAUACCCUGGUGCUCCGAAAUACAGCCAACGUCUUCGACGGCUCCCAUAUCAAGGAUUGCAUCGUCGCCAGCGAGAGGAACACGCCUUGCUUGAUAUCCGAGAGACGCAGACAGCUGCGAGGUAACGACUUCGAAAAAGAGGCUCUCAGCUGGGUGGUUGUAGGCUGA